UUUCUGCCGCGAAAAUCCCGAGGACAAGCGGCCGAAGAUGCUGCACUUUGUGGAGGAGACCGGCCACGAGCUGGUGGUUCUGCCCGUCGCCGAGAAACUGUUGCGAGACGUUGGCUGGGCUCAGAACAUCUUGUCGAUCACGGCCGAGGAGCUCGAGUCCAAUGGCUCGUACUACACCUUGCUGCAUCACGUCAAUGAGAUAGCCAGCGAGCACGAAAAGCGGCACAAGAGCCAAAUGAACUCCGAAGUUCUUGAGGACACGGCUAAGAACUUGGAGGAUUCGAUAGAAUAUUUCCGGGCGACCAGUCGGCAAAAGAUACAACAAUACCACGACGAGCUGGAAAAUUUAGAGAAAUCCAUCGACGAGUCUUUCUGUGCCAAUAAUGAAAAAAUCGAUUACACCGAGAGAACGGAGCAAACGAGAUACGAGCAGAAGCAGCACGAGCUCUGGCUCAAAGAGCAGUCGGUGCUGCGAGAGAUCGGCCUGCUGGACAAGAGCAAGAAAUCCGAGGAUAGGACGUCGCGUGAGCUGCAGGCCUACAUGAAGCUGGCGAUAGCCGAGUGCGAGGCUCAGACCGUCGACUGGACCAACCGAUACAACUCGGAGCUGGAGCAACGCUCGCAGCGGAUGAACGAGAUGAAGGAGAAAAUCGAGAAGAUCCAGGAGGAGCUGGAGAAGCUGGAGGAGCUGAGGGCCGAGCGACAGGUGCUGGUGGACGAGUACGAGGCCGAGCAGCAGAGGAUCCUCGACGAGAUCGAGUACUGGAAGGCGGUGCACCGAGCGGCGACGAUAAUUCAGUCCCUGUGGCGGGGUUACAUGGUCAGGCACGAGCUGGGCGAGUUCGCGAAUCUGAAAGUACUGCUCUUGAAGGCGAAAAAGAAAAAGAAAAAGGGCAAAAAGAAAAAGAAAUGAAAUGAGACGCUUGACUCUUGACUUUU
Molecule: messenger RNA, 939 nt
Organism: Trichogramma pretiosum
Lineage: Eukaryota; Metazoa; Arthropoda; Insecta; Hymenoptera; Trichogrammatidae
Product: IQ domain-containing protein D-like
Exons: 2
Coding region: 38-913 (291 amino acids)
Biological process (GO): cilium organization
Cellular component (GO): motile cilium; cytoplasm
Molecular function (GO): protein binding
Source: RefSeq, a predicted model, not a curated record